This is a messenger RNA of Ruditapes philippinarum (Manila clam), 6114 nucleotides long. RefSeq names its product polycystin-1-like protein 2. The record is from RefSeq and is a predicted model, not a curated record. Gene Ontology annotation, biological process: detection of mechanical stimulus. Bases 1 to 5235 code for a protein of 1744 amino acids. Gene Ontology annotation, molecular function: calcium channel activity; protein binding; calcium ion binding. The transcript has 26 exons. NCBI's taxonomy places the organism in Eukaryota, Metazoa, Mollusca, Bivalvia, Venerida, Veneridae. Gene Ontology annotation, cellular component: membrane.
AUGGCACGGUUUCCCGAUCCUAUUGCAGGCGUGACAAUCAUAUGCUUCAAUUGUUCAAACUGGAAAGAUGAGGGAGUUAACGAGGAUCGGGACCCCGACAAUGAUAAAGGUGGUGCGUUGAAAUACGUGGCUAUACAAAGAUUUCUCGACAGUGGCGGAAAUGUGAUAUCCAAUAUACCAGGAAUAGCGAGAACACCGACAGGCAAUGUAGACCAGUGUUUUCAACUUGAAAGGCUUCCUAGUGAAGAAAUAGAUUACACACGUUUAGAAGUGCAUAUAUUAGAUUCAUUAACUGAACCCUCAGCAAUUGUCGACUUUGAUAUUUCCGUGACUAAUCCACUUCCAGCGGUUGUCACAUCAUCAAAUGAAAGUGUUUUGAUAGAUAAAUUAAUGGAGGACAAUAAAGAAAUUUUACUUCAAUACAGUAGCUUGAAUGAUUUUCAAGGCACUGCAGAUAUUGUAUCUUCAAUUGCUUCAGUUAUAUCUAUCAAAGUUGAGCGAUCUGCGUCUUCCGUGUCAUAUCAAUUACGUGGAAAGAACGGUUUCUUCUCUGAUUUUCAUGCGGAUGGCACCUCGUCGUUAGUUAAAGAUGCAAUGACAGAAUUCGGGGAACCUGUGGCUAAUCCACUAGUUCUUAAAUUACAGGAGACAAACCAGUUUCUGGUUCAAACGAUUAAAUCCGUUAUGGAAAAAUUGAAUCAAAGUGAAGCACGGGAUAUCUAUAGUAACCGACAACUUGUAUCAGCUAUUAUACAAAUCUCAAAUGGUCCAGAGGAAAAUGUUGCAAAUGAAACUACGAAUGAGAUUCUUGCUAUCGCUGAAAAUAUCAUCACGUCAAUGAGGAAUCUUGAUAAUGAUGAUCCUACAGCAAGAAAGCUAGAGGAAGAGACUUCCGUGAUGAUUCAGACAAUAUCCAUGCUUGUUGUUCCCGACAUAGCUGAGUUUAUGCACACUGGAUUUUCAUUGGUUGAUUUAAGACAACUUGGCGAUGACUUACAGAUAUUCGUAUCUUCUGAUUUGUUAAAUGUUAAAGAGCAGGCUGAUUUCACGGAAGAUGAAAGGGUUUUCUUCAACUCAAUGAAUCAAAAGCAUAUUGCCUAUGUUGUUUCUGCUAAGAUUCCACAAAUUCGUAAGGUAAACGGACUGAAGAAAAUGUAUGAAAACGACUUGUUGAACAACUAUGCUUUAAGUGAUGGUUCACUUGUAAUUGUUGGCGAUGGCGAAAAUUCAACAAUGACUGUAGCUAUGACAACAGAUAAUGCACAAAUUCUUGCUACAAAAGUGCUUACACUAACCAGUCUGAACGUGAGUGUACCAGGUCUGGCUGAAAUUAACGGAAAGGCCAGAAUUUUGAUGUCGGAUAUUAUGCCGAUUCUGAAUUUAGAAAGCACAGGACGGUUUGCUCAUAUCACAUCCACUCAAAAACGGUUGGUUAUAGAUGCCUCAAAAGAGGUCACUGGUACUGUUGCAUUGUCAGAAGAGAUACCGGCUGUAGAAUACCAGAGCUUCAACUUUAAUCCUGAUCCCGAUGAUGCAUCUAAGUUAAUGUACUACACGAUGAAUGCGAGAAGUUCCGACGACGACAUAAGAAUUAGAAUUCUACCAGAGUCAGAAGACAUACUUCUGUUUAAUGUCUACGUUAACUUUGAUGAAGAUGUGACCAUACUUGACCACGCUUUAACUACCGACUGCAAAAGUCCAGAUUGGAUAGCUACAUUUAGUUCAGCGUUGCUGAAAGAAAAUAACUUCGUGUCAGGAAACAUCAACUUUGCUGUUAAACCUGUUUUUAAAGAGGGAACAAAUGAAGAAAAUGUACUCAAUCGGAAAAGACGUGCAGCGGACACUCAAGGCUCAAACAGGACGCAGACAACAUUUAAGCUUGCAUCAACAACAGCAGCGUGUACGGUAUGGGACGAAAUGAGCGAAAGUUGGAAAAGCGAUGUAUGCCAGGGUGUAUGGAACCCGGAUGAAAACAAAUUCACUUGUAACUGUCCUGCGAGGAGAGAAAUGACGUUUGCUAACUCUUUCUAUGUAGCCCCUAAUACAAUCGACUAUACUACAGUGUUCCUGAAGUUUUCUGCACAUGACCAGGCUGCUGUUAUAGCCGUCCUCGUCCUUAUAAUUAUAUUGUAUAUACUCGUGGUUGUAUGGGCUCGUUGGCAAGACAGGAAGGACUUGUUAAAAUGGGGCGUGACACCGCUAGCUGACAAUUUUUCGGAAGACAGUUAUUUUUACGUUGUUAAAGUUUUCACAGGGAUGCGUGCAGGUGCAGGAACUAGGUCACGUGUUAGUUUUGUCAUUGGUGGUGAAGAAAUCGAUACAGGAAUCCGGGCCUUGUCAGACGGUGUCAGGAAAGAAAUACCGACUGGAAGCGUGAUGAACUUCCUUAUGGCUACGAGGGCAUGUCUGGGUGGCCUAGAAUACCUACGUAUAUGGCACGAUAACUCGGGUAGUGGAAACCACGCCUCCUGGUAUCUAAGCAAAAUUGAAAUCCAUGACGUCCAGCUAAAAGAGGCAUUUGUGUUUCAAGCAGAACGGUGGCUUGCAAUAGAAAAAGACGACGGACUCCUGGAAAGUGUUUUCCCAGUUUCCAAAUCAGAGAAUUACAAUGUUUUCAAAAAUAGAUUUGUACUAAAUGCGAAAGAAAAUUUAGCAGAGAGUCACAUGUGGAUUUCUGUUGCCUAUCGGCCACAGGCGAGUACUUUUACACGUGUUCAACGAGCAUCUUGUGCCCUUGUUUUCAUCAUGUUGUCGAUGAUAGCAAAUGCAGUUUAUUUCCAGUCUAGCAACCAGGAAAAUUAUGAUUUACCAUCAGAGAUUAUUGUUGGACCAUUCCGCUUUAGUCUCCAACAGAUCUACGUUUCUUUCAUCACGGCAUUAAUUGUAACUCCAGUGACUCUUAUUGUUAUAUACUUAUUCAAAAAGUCUAAUGUCACUCCUAAAAAUAAAGAUGUAGAUCUAACACACUUGAAAAAAGAGGAGAAAUCUAAACGUUAUAAGAUACCACUAUUUGAUGACUGGCUCGAGCGGGAACGACUUCAAAGUUUGGAACUUGAGAAGCAUUUAAUAGAGAAGGGAAAUCCAAAAAUAGAGGGGUUUAAGUUACCAGAGACAUUUUACUAUCUUGCGUGGUUGGUAACUGUGGUUACCGUGUUUAUCUGUGCAUUCUAUCUUCUGUUGUUCAGUGCUCAGUGGGGUAAACAAAAGUCAGAGGAAUGGUUGACAACCUUCAUUUUAUCCUUCUUUGAAUCUGUUUUCUGCCUCGAUCCCAUAAAGGUGGCAUUUAUGGCUCUAACGUUUGCGAUAUUAUUCCGGUCCGCCAAGCAGUCGCAAGCUGAUAUUGAUAGGAAAAAUAUUCUCCGUAACUACUCAUCUAGAUUGAAAAACAGAUCAGGGGGUGCACGUAAACCUGCUCCUCCACUAGAUCAAGAAAAACUAGAUAGUGCACGGGAGUUGAGAAAGAUGGAAUUGCAAAUGAGGAAAGCCUUGCGUGAUAUAGUCUUAAAUAUACUCCAUGCGUGGAUCCUGUUUAGUAUAGCUUAUAGCAACCUCGACAGCCAGUCUUAUCUGCUUCAUGAACAAAUCAAAGGAAAUAUUCUGGAACCUGGUAGCCAACCUCAAUUCUCUUCAAUCAGUACAAUAGACGAGUUCUUUAGCUGGCUGAACGACACGGCUAUUGUCAACUUGUUUCCUGAUAAUCAUUACACGGGAGAACGCUUACCGUGGAGGGUGAGACAAUUCAUGAACGACGGAAGUAAUUUUAGAGUAGGACCACCUCGGCUUCGUCAGAUGAGAACAAUCAAGAAAAAGCCGUGUUCCAUCCCAUACAUUGAAUCAGAAGACUGCUUGAAAAAGUAUUCAGAGUCGACAGAGGAUGAUGAUAAUUAUUGCAUAGGCUGGAAAGGUGGUCCAUGUAACCUGAAGGAGGAAACUUAUAGUCUCUCGUCCAAUGCAUGGAAGUAUACCUCGGCUUUUGACAUUUGGGGUUUACCAAUAUCUGGUAUAUACGCUACUUAUGGUGGAGGAGGUUACGUAGCUGAGCUAAAUGUUAACAAAAACGUCAGUCAGAUUAUCGUUCAAGAAAUAUAUGACCACUUUUGGAUUGACCGUCAAACGAGAGGAAUAUUCUUUGAGUUUACUCUAUAUUGUUUAAAUUCUAAUAUCUUUGUAUACUCGGUAUUCUUAGUUGAGUUUCCUGAGACAGGUGGAGCUCUGCCUUAUUCGAUGAUAUUUCCUCUUCGUGUUUAUCAACAUCUUGGUCCCACAGGUCAAUAUACUCUUGCUUGCGAAAUCAUAUUCCUGUUAUAUCUCAUAGGUUUAACUGUUGUUUCAAUCAUCAACAUGUAUCAGCAACGAAAGGCGUACUUCUCUGUACCUUGGCAAGUGUACGACCUGGUUUUCAUCUUGUUUAGCUAUACGGCAGUCAUUCUGUAUGUUGUAAGAAUUGUGUUUAUUAAUGACAGUUUAGAAUUAUUCAUCAAAGACAAAAAGUCGUUUGUUAACUUCUACCAUGUUGCAAUUUGGAAUCUUAUAUUUGUAGUUUUUCUUGGUAUCCUCUGCUUUAUGGCCACUCUCAGAAUUAUGAACUCCCUAGGCUACAAUAAAAGGAUAAGAAAGACCGUGCAGGUAUUCAGAAACGCUGGAAGAGACUUGUUAUCGUUUGCAAUCUUCUUCAUUUGCUACUAUUUCUUUUACGCUUUCUUUGGCUACCUUCUGUUUGGAGCAAAACUUGAGCCCUACAAAAACAUAAUUAAAACAUUGGAAACUCUUUUUUUGAGUCUACUUGGGGCAACCACUCUUACAGAACUCGAAGAGAGUGAUCCUAUCAUGGCAAAGAUUUACUUUAUCACGUUUGUCAUGUUCAUGGUUUACUUUGUGAUGACGAUGUUCAUGGCGAUACUUUGCGAGGCGAUCGACGAGAUCAAUGCUGAAGCAUAUGUUGACAAAGAUGGUGAAGUUGUCGAUUUCAUGCUGGACAAACUGAAGGACAUGUUUAUGUUUGGAGGUCGUGCAAAAAAGAGGCCUGUGUCAGCUACCGAAACUAAAGAAUGCGAGGAUCAUGAAAUGAAAUCUAGUGACGGGCGUCCCCUUCCAGACUACUUCACAAAUAGAACUGUUCUUGAAUACAUUCGGGACUCAAUGUUUGAUGCAUUACAAGAUUACCGGAAUGCAACUGGGAGUAUUGCAGAGAUGUCAUCUACGACUAAGUCAAAGACGUCCUUUGACAAAUUUUAAAUACUUUUUAAUCUGUAAAACUCUUAUUUAUGUGUUUUAACAGUCUUACUUAUUCUAGCUUGUACAUAUAUUGAACAUAACUUAUCAUCCUUUUUUAUCAACAAUGUAGUAACUACGUCCACAAGAUGAUUUGAAUGAAUUAUAUAUGAACAUUUUUAAAGGUAAAAAGGAAGAUCAAAAGCACGCAGAAGUAAACAAAGAACCAAUUUAAUUAUACAUAUAUCAUAUAAACUAACUGGAAUUUCAAAUAAGCGACUUAUACAAGAGGUAUCGAUCAGUAGACAGUAGUUUUUACAUGACUUAACACCGACUAUGGCAAAACUUCAAUAAUUUAUAGCUAUAUUAUCGUUUUCAGGUGAUACGUCGAUAGUCACGCUUAUUUUUCAAACGGCAAAUCAAUCGAUAAAAAAUGAAAAGUGGUUAAAACAUUGGAAAUCAAAAUCAACGCGUAAACAACAUCUCAAUAAAUUAGAAACUGAUUGUAAAUGACAUCGAUGUUCAAUAUAGCGAGCUAUAAAUAUAUUCAUACUUUCGUAAAUUUGGUAAAUAUAUUCAUAAUUUGAGUGGUAAAACUCAGUGUUUAAGAAACCGAGUGGUAAAAUAUCGGUGUUCAAAUUGCCGAGUGAUAAGACAUCGGUGUUCAAAUAAUCGAGAGAAAUAAACAAUCAUAAUCGAGUUAGAGAUUGGUUAAAGCAUCGGUAAUCACGUUACUGAUAGGUAAAACAUCAGUUCUCAAAUUAACCAAUUAUAGUAAAAGGGGGUUCAAAUUAGCAAACGGUAAAACGUCGUCGUCAGUAGCAAGUGGUACGAGUUUUAAAAGCAGCGGUGCUUGAUUUACCGAGCGGUAAAUUAUCAACUAGCUUGUUGAAGUCUAUAAAU